GUUUGUGCUGAUAGAAAUCCCAGAUAACCCGGUGGGAGUUUCGCCGCCUACUCCGGCAGCGGCCUCAACGACUUCCUCGUUCGGGUCGAGCAGCACUGCUUUUACUAGCAUUUUUGCGGCCAACCCACGACAGCCAUCCGAAAUGCUGCCGCCCACGGAACCCUUGGUUCUUCAAUCUGUAACGGCUUUGGGACGCAACUCCCUUUCUCUGUCAUCACCUCUCUACCUAUCCAGCAAUGGUUCCUCACUGUUCCCUACGCGCGACAAUGACCACUGCCAGUACGCUCAUCGACAGCCAACCAUUUCCGCCACUGCGUUGCUGCAAAGGGCAGCCCAAAUGGGUGCAGCUUCGUCAAACCCAUCGUUACUUCGCGGCCUAGGAUUCGCAGUGUCGUCUGCUUCCUCUGCCGGCCUAGACGCCGACGUGAAACUGGAGAGCAAUUCAAUGGCGGAUUCUCUCGGGCUGGGGCUGCCAUCAUUUGGAAGUUCUUGCUUUACUGAUUCAAUGAUGUGCUCAUCGGCGCUGUUUGGAAACAAACAGCGAACGCUUGAUCUUCUUGGCCUCGGCAUUGGUGCCGGGGAUACUUCGACAAGCGGACUGUCAGCUCUCCUCACCUCCUUCGGGGGAGGUGGGUUGGCCGCAACCUCAUAUGGAGUAGCAGGGGGAAGCUCGGCCGGAGAAACAUGGGAGACAGAAGUUAGAAAGCACAACGGACCAUAAAUGCUUUAGAUGAGCCUUUUCUCAGGUGGUAAAAUAUAAGAAAAAACAAACACCUCGUCUUGGUUAUUGGUAACUUUUUGUGAAUCUUCAACAAAAAAUGAAGUUAGAAUUUUCUCAGAUAAAGUCCAGUUAGGAAUCAGAGGAAGUAAUGCUAGAGUUGGACAUUAAUUUUUGCUUUUCUUUUCUCUCUUGAGGUAAAAUUCUGUAUUUUGAAACCCCAGGGGUAGAUAAAAAAAAAAAAAAAAU
Messenger RNA from Rubroshorea leprosula, 967 nucleotides. The record is from the annotation of a GenBank genome assembly. NCBI's taxonomy places the organism in Eukaryota, Viridiplantae, Streptophyta, Magnoliopsida, Malvales, Dipterocarpaceae.